Messenger RNA from Drosophila suzukii, 1303 nucleotides. Its product is annotated as E3 ubiquitin-protein ligase MARCHF5. Gene Ontology annotation, molecular function: ubiquitin protein ligase activity; zinc ion binding. Gene Ontology annotation, biological process: protein polyubiquitination; regulation of mitochondrial fission. Gene Ontology annotation, cellular component: mitochondrial outer membrane. The record is from RefSeq and is a predicted model, not a curated record. Lineage: Eukaryota; Metazoa; Arthropoda; Insecta; Diptera; Drosophilidae.
UAUGUAAAUCAACAUUCAACCGAGUUCGUUCAGAACCUACAGCAAGGUUUUCCUAACCAGACAAAAUCCAAGUUGCUACUUCAGGCGCUUGAACAAAAUUUCACUUGCGAUCUCCUAUUGGAGAUUGGAUCCUUGAAGCUCAUCGCCCACCAUCACCAUCGUUCAUCAGUAUCACCAUCAUCAUGUACCGCCGGAACCGCUCGAGUGCCCAAUCACCAAUGCCCAGUCGCCGUCGUCGUUUGCGAAGCGGAGUGGAGCCGCCCACUGGAAAUCCCGAGGAUGACCGUAUGUGCUGGAUUUGUCUGAAUGGCGACGAGGAUCAGCCUCGCCGAGAUUGGCUGCAUCCGUGUCGCUGUCGCGGUACCAAUAAGUGGGUGCACGAGGCCUGCCUGAGUCGUUGGAUUGACGAGAAGCAGAUCCAGGCGCCGGAUGUUCCAGUGACUUGCACCCAGUGCCGCACCCAGUACAUUAUAGUGAUGCCGCCACUAUGUCGCUUUGAUGCUCUACUGGAGCUAUUGGACAAGGUGUACGAGCGCCUGUGUCCUAGUGUUCUGAUGGGCAUCCUGGCGUCCACCGUCUACUUCUCGGCCGUGACCUAUGGAGCAUUGACUCUGCUCGAAGUAUCGGGGUUUGAGACGGGCAUGCGUAUACUCCAGGAGGAUCCCACCUUGCUUAUGAUCCUGCUGCCGUCGGUGCCGGCACUGCUGCUUCUGGGCAGGAUGGUGCGUUGGGAUGAUACCGUGAUCCGUUGGCUGCGUCGUCACAAUCGCUUGGGCGUUCCAGCCGCCCAUCUGGACGCAAUGGGCGAACCACUGCCCGGUGCGCCGCUGGAUGAUGAGUACUUCGAUCAGCUGGAGCGCGACCAUCCGGAUUCGGAUGGCCAACUGGGCGGUGCCCUGGCCACCGAGCACCUGGGGCGUGCCUCCACCAGCUUUUGCAUCGCCCUUAGUCUGCCCACCGUCGCCGUGAUCCUGGGCCAGUGUCUCUUCGGCCGCCUGUUCGAGUGCAACAAGCUGCUGGCCAUCUUCCUGGGCGGCUUGUCCUUCGUGGCCACCAAGGGAAUGGCCAGUGUCUAUUUGCGACAGUCGCAGUAUCAGCGCAAGCGCUACAGAUUCGUGAUGGACUACACUCCGGAGAAUGUAUCACAGACUAAUCGUAAUCGUAAUCGUAAUCCCGUCCAGAGGAACUAAGCUCGUCCAUCUGGAACCCUUGUUAUUUAUUUUUUAUGAUGGCAACAAAUCCAGCCAUCAGCCAUAGCAUAUUUUAAUAAAUAUUUGACAAGUUCUCGAAACUAGUCACAAAA